AUUGCUCUAUGUAUAAUACCAAUGAAUAAGCUAAUGACAAAAGAUAGUCAAAAACAUAAAAUCACUUUACUUACAAUGAAUAUUAUAUUGAAAUUUUUAGCAGCCGGUUCGUAUGCAAUCAUUUAUAUUUAUUCAAAUGAAUUAUUUCCUACUGGUGUAAGAAAUAGUGGCAUGGGCAUUUGCAGUAUGAUAGCCCGUGUGGGAGCUAUAUUAGGAACAACAUGCAACGAUUUAUUGGCGCGUGUCUGGUCUGACUUUCCUAUUGUUGUUUAUGGUAUUGUUUCACUAGUGGCUGCUUUUUUGGCUUUUUCAUUGCCGGAAACACUCAAUAAACCGUUACCACAAACAGUUGAAGACG
Messenger RNA from Didymodactylos carnosus, 358 nucleotides. The record is from the annotation of a GenBank genome assembly. NCBI's taxonomy places the organism in Eukaryota, Metazoa, Rotifera, Eurotatoria, Philodinida, Philodinidae.